Molecule: messenger RNA, 462 nt
Organism: Lycium ferocissimum
Lineage: Eukaryota; Viridiplantae; Streptophyta; Magnoliopsida; Solanales; Solanaceae
Exons: 1
Coding region: 1-462 (153 amino acids)
Source: RefSeq, a predicted model, not a curated record
AUGAGGCGGCGUGAGCUAGAGUUUUCUGUUGGUGACAAGGUGUUCUUGAAAGUAUCGCCGAUGAAGGGAGUAAUGCGAUUUGGUAAGAAGAGGAAACUUAGUCCCCGUUUCAUCAGCACUUACGAGAUUGUUAGGAAAAUUGGGACAGUGGCUUAUGAAUUGAAGUUGCCAUCCGAUAUGGCUAUAGUGCAUCCGGCGUUUAACAUUUCAAUGUUGAGGUUGUACAAACCUGAUCCUUCCCAUGUGUUGAACCCUAAAGAUAUUGAAAUUAAUGAAGGGUUAACCUAUGAAGAAAAACCAGUUCAGAUUCUAGAUCGUCAAGUUAGAAGGUUAAGGACGAAGGAUGUGGCAUCGGUCAAUGUGUUAUGGCGAAACCAUAAUACCGAGGAAGCCACAUGGGAAGCAGAGGAGGACAUGAAGAAGAGAUAUCUUCACUUGUUCCUCAUGGCAAGUAUGAGCUAG